Messenger RNA from Pteronotus mesoamericanus, 3300 nucleotides. RefSeq names its product solute carrier family 12 member 1 (gene SLC12A1). Lineage: Eukaryota; Metazoa; Chordata; Mammalia; Chiroptera; Mormoopidae. The transcript is spliced from 26 exons. The record is from RefSeq and is a predicted model, not a curated record. Gene Ontology annotation, biological process: potassium ion import across plasma membrane; potassium ion homeostasis; sodium ion transmembrane transport. Gene Ontology annotation, cellular component: apical plasma membrane. The coding region runs from base 1 to 3300 and encodes 1099 amino acids. Gene Ontology annotation, molecular function: sodium:potassium:chloride symporter activity.
AUGUCACUAAACAAUUCUUCCAGCGUGUUUCUGGACUCAGUACCCAGUAAUACCAAUCGCUUUCAAGUUAAUGUCAUAAACGAGAGCCACGAGAGCAGCGCUGCGGCGGACAGCACCGACCCUCCACAUUAUGAGGAGACCUCUUUCGGGGAGGAAGCCCAGAACAGAUGCAGAAUCAGCUUUAGGCCUGGGAAACAGGAGUGCUAUGACAAUUUCCUCCAAAAUGGAGAGACUGCUAAAACAGAUGCUAGUUUUCAUGCUUAUGAUUCUCACACAAACACAUACUACCUACAAACCUUUGGCCACAACACUGUGGAUGCUGUUCCCAAGAUCGAGUACUAUCGCAACACAGGCAGCGUCAGUGGGCCCAAGGUCAACAGACCCAGCCUGCUUGAGAUUCACGAGCAACUUGCAAAGAAUGUGGCAGUGGCCCCAGGUUCGGCUGACAGGGUUGCUAAUGGAGAUGGGAUGCCUGGAGAUGAACAAGCUGAAAACAAGGAGGAAGAAGAUAAAUCCGGUGCUGUGAAGUUUGGAUGGGUGAAAGGUGUGCUGGUAAGAUGCAUGCUCAAUAUCUGGGGUGUCAUGCUCUUCAUUCGUCUCUCCUGGAUUGUCGGGGAAGCUGGAAUUGGUCUUGGAGUUCUCAUAAUUCUUCUUUCCACCAUGGUAACUUCUAUUACUGGGUUGUCAACUUCCGCAAUAGCAACUAACGGGUUUGUUCGUGGAGGUGGAGCCUACUAUCUAAUUUCCAGAAGCUUAGGGCCAGAAUUCGGUGGGUCAAUAGGCUUGAUCUUUGCUUUUGCCAAUGCAGUGGCUGUUGCUAUGUAUGUGGUGGGAUUUGCUGAGACUGUGGUAGACCUUCUUAAGGAGAGUGAUUCAAUGAUGGUGGAUCCAACCAAUGAUAUCCGGAUAAUUGGCUCAAUCACGGUGGUGAUUCUUUUAGGAAUUUCAGUAGCUGGAAUGGAAUGGGAAGCAAAGGCUCAAGUGAUCCUUCUGGUCAUUCUUCUUAUUGCUAUUGCAAACUUCUUCAUUGGAACCGUCAUUCCGUCCAACAAUGAGAAAAAGUCCAGAGGUUUCUUUAAUUACCAAGCAUCAAUAUUUGCAGAAAACUUUGGGCCGAGCUUCACAAAAGGCGAAGGCUUCUUCUCUGUCUUUGCCAUUUUUUUCCCAGCAGCUACUGGGAUUCUUGCAGGUGCCAAUAUCUCAGGAGAUUUGGAGGACCCCCAAGAUGCCAUCCCCAGAGGAACCAUGCUAGCCAUUUUCAUCACCACUGUCGCCUACAUAGGAGUUGCUAUCUGUGUAGGGGCCUGCGUGGUCCGAGAUGCCACUGGGAACAUGAAUGACACCAUCAUUUCCGGGAUGAAUUGCAACGGCUCAGCAGCCUGCGGGUUGGGCUAUGACUUCUCAAGAUGUCGACACGAGCCGUGUCAGUAUGGACUGAUGAACAAUUUCCAGGUCAUGAGCAUGGUGUCAGGCUUUGGCCCGCUCAUCACAGCUGGCAUCUUCUCCGCAACCCUCUCCUCGGCCCUGGCCUCCCUCGUCAGCGCCCCCAAAGUGUUCCAGGCUCUGUGCAAGGACAACAUCUACAAAGCCCUGCAGUUCUUUGCAAAAGGCUAUGGGAAAAACAAUGAGCCACUGAGAGGAUACAUUCUCACUUUUGUUAUAGCCAUGGCAUUCAUUCUUAUCGCGGAACUGAACACCAUCGCCCCCAUCAUCUCCAACUUUUUCCUGGCCUCGUACGCACUUAUUAAUUUCUCCUGCUUCCAUGCCUCUUAUGCCAAAUCGCCAGGAUGGAGACCUGCAUAUAGAAUUUACAACAUGUGGGUAUCUCUCUUUGGAGCUGUUUUGUGCUGUGCAGUCAUGUUUGUCAUCAACUGGUGGGCAGCUGUCAUCACCUAUGUCAUUGAGUUCUUCCUCUACAUCUAUGUGACCUAUAAGAAGCCAGAUGUGAACUGGGGCUCCUCCACACAGGCUCUUUCCUACGUGAGUGCUUUAGACAAUGCUUUGGAAUUAACCACAGUGGAAGACCAUGUAAAAAAUUUCAGGCCCCAAUGCAUUGUCUUAACAGGGGGACCCAUGACAAGACCGGCUCUCUUGGACAUAACUCAUGCCUUUACCAAGAACAGUGGCCUUUGUAUAUGCUGUGAAGUCUUUGUGGGACCGCGCAAGCUGUGUGUUAAAGAGAUGAACAGUGGCAUGGCGAAGAAGCAGGCCUGGCUUAUAAAGAACAAAAUCAAGGCUUUUUAUGCUGCAGUGGCAGCAGACUGUUUCAGGGAUGGCGUCCGAAGUCUCCUUCAGGCCUCAGGCUUAGGAAGAAUGAAACCCAACACCCUGGUGAUUGGAUAUAAAAAAAACUGGAGGAAGGCUCCCUUAGAAGAGAUUGAGAACUACGUGGGAAUCAUACAUGAUGCAUUUGAUUUUGAGAUUGGUGUGGUCAUAGUCAGAAUCAGCCAAGGGUUUGACAUCUCUCAGGUUCUUCAGGUACAAGAUGAGUUAGAGAAAUUAGAACAGGAGAGGCUGGCUUUGGAAGCCACUAUCAAAGACAAUGAAAGUGAGGAAGGAAGUGGAGGCAUCCGAGGCUUGUUUAAAAAAGCUGGCAAACUGAACAUUACCAAACCAACUUCUAAAAAAGACAGCAGCAUUAACACAAUCCAGUCUAUGCACGUGGGGGAGUUCAACCAGAAGCUGGUAGAAGCCAGCACCCAAUUUAAAAAGAAGCAAGGAAAAGGCACAAUUGAUGUUUGGUGGCUGUUUGAUGAUGGAGGGUUAACACUUCUUAUCCCCUAUAUCUUGACUCUCAGAAAAAAAUGGAAAGACUGUAAAUUAAGAAUCUAUGUCGGAGGGAAGGUUAACCGCAUUGAAGAAGAAAAAAUUGCAAUGGCUUCCCUUCUGAGCAAAUUUAGGAUAAAAUUCGCAGACAUCCAUAUCAUUGGUGACAUCAACAUUAAGCCAAACAAAGAGAGCUGGAAAGUCUUUGAAGAGAUGAUAGAACAAUAUCGGCUCCAUGAAAGCUGCAAAGAUUUAACAACUGCUGAGAAAUUAAAGAGGGAAGCUCCAUGGAAAAUUACAGAUGCUGAACUGGAAGCAGUCAAGGAAAAGAGUUACCGCCAAGUUCGACUGAAUGAACUCUUACAGGAGCACUCAAGAGCUGCUAAUCUCAUAGUCCUGAGCCUUCCAGUGGCAAGAAAAGGAUCUAUAUCAGAUUGGCUGUACAUGGCUUGGUUGGAAAUCCUCACGAAGAACCUCCCUCCUGUCUUACUAGUUAGAGGAAACCACAAAAAUGUCCUGACAUUUUACUCUUAA